GGGGCGGCCCCCUCGGCCCCUCCCCUAAAUCCGCCUAUGAUAGUACAUUGUUCGUCUGUAGCAUUCACUGACUGAAUCAGACGGAACAUUUCCUCGAUGCGAUUGCCAGCCAGCAAGUCUGGGUUUGGUACGAUAAUAUACAGGGCGGAUAGGCUAAAAAAUUUGUAGGCCCGGGCCCAAGGGCCUAUAGACUCGCUACGCCCCUGCCUGCAAUCACGUGAACUACAAUUUGUUUUGCUCUCUCAUUGUAACAUUAUUUGUAACUUUCAUUGCUUUUAUGGCUUCUUAUAUAAUAACGGUGACUGGUGAUUUGAACAAAAUUCAUUGAUGACAGUUUUCUUUUACAGGCCAGCUCAAAGAAACUGCCAAAUACCCAGAGAUACUAUGCUGCAUCAGAUGUACAUGUACCGUGUAAGGAGAAAGGAGAAUCGUUACAUCCUCGCAUGUAAUUAAGUGAAAAGUUCCUGGUAACUCUUCAUAAGAAUAACACACCAUGGCAGCCAACGAUGGAGUUCUAUCAAUACCACUUGUUGUAUUUGGAGUAACCUACUACUCCCUGAUGUUUAUUUUGUCAACACUGGGCAACUCUUUCGUUCUUUUUAUCUGCUACAAAACAAUAAAAAGACGACCGUCCUCGCUAAAAUGGUUUAUCGCCAACUUAGCCGUAGCUGACCUUACAUUUGCGUUAUUGUCUACAUUUGACUUGAUAAGUUACGUAUGGACUUGGGUUGGCGGUCAGCUCUCCUGUAAGCUGCAAAGUUUUUCCAUCGAGACCUGCUACACGGUUUCAAUGACGACCCUUGUUCUCAUAAGCUUUGAACGUCUCAAGGCUGUGGUUGAACCUUUCAGUGUUAGACUGAGCACUCGGGAAACUGUGUACAAGAAGGUGAUCUCCUCAUGGGUACUGAGUGUCGUUGCUGCCUCGCCUUUACUUUAUGCCUACCAAUCCCACGCGGAUAACAGCGGUGCAGUGAUUUGCACCAACAACACACUCGGAGAUUUAGGAAGACAGAUUUAUUAUGGUAUUCAUGCUGUCUGUUUCUUCGUCGUUCCUCUAAUUUAUAUGAUUUAUGCCCAGAGCGCCAUUUUUCUAACUUUACGGUCAAACGUUUUUCUAACGCAAAAUACCUUCUCAACAUCGCAUACUAAACGGCAUCUCAAGGCCGCCAAGCCUCUAGUGGCCCUCACUAUAGCGUUUGCAAUAUGUUGGUCACCAUUUACAAUUGUUCGAGCGCUGAUUUACUUCCACCUCACUGAUGAAGGGUAUGUCUGGAGGGCGUCUCAAUUGUUAAUUCUCUCGAACACGGUCUUAGACCCGAUACUGUAUGGAAUUUACGGAGGAAAGCUAAAACCUUUUCUUAAACGUUUGCUCCCCGAGAGGCCUCAGACUAAGACACGAGUCGCGAGAGUUACACCGCAGAAAAACGACGAGACUAAUAAAAACAGCCAGGGGUACCACGUGACAUGAGCACGUGAUAUGAAAAGUCAGUUGACCACAUCCGAAUUGCCUGUGGCCUUUAUGGUAAAACAAGUCCAUUGAUAUGAAAACGUGCCCAAAAUCAGAUUGAAGUGAAAAGUUUUGCACAAGGACUCGUUUUGAAACAGAGAGGCACAAGAUAACUCGGAAAUGGCGUAUUCGUUUGCCAGUAAAAUUUGAACCACAUUCCCUAAAAUUGCAUUGUGUUGUAGAAUUUUUUUUCCUAGAGGAAUACACUUAAGGUGAUUACUCAGUAGUGCAUUGCGCAUCCCUACUGCCCACGGUUUUCAUGUCAUUAGCGCGCGUACAUGAGCGCAUGCGCCUACAGGACAUAGGAGAUUUCCCUCAAACUAAGCUCGACAGCAAAAUAAAUGCUUCUUUUCUCUUAAACAAGCACGGUGACCCCCACUUUUUAAUGCAUGAAUUUAAAUUACACAAGGUUAUCUACAAUAUAUCUCAAUUUGAAGAAAAGUUUAAAAUUCUGCUUAGAAACAUUUUGAUUUUAAUACCUUAAAGAACAAGUAUUUAGGUAGUGCUGGGUAUGUGUGCCCGCAGAGAAUUCUUAAGUUUGUAGUAUAAUCCUAACUCCUGUUUAACUAACGUGGUUUGACAUGUAAGUUCAGGGUCUAUUUUGUUUAACUUCUCCAAUAAAUUAAUCCAAUAAGUGUUUUUUUCUUUAGAAUUUCUGGUGCCCCUUUCUGAUAACUAACGUUAAGUAAUGACGACCUCGUUGGUCACAAAGUUGUUACAAAGGCCACCCAAGUUGUGCAAAAACGAGCACGGUGACACUAUUUUUUACUACAUUUUUCUGAUAUACAUAACAUGAUUACCAACUGGAUGAAAUACGCCUUCUUUUUAACCGCAGUGGAAUCACCUUAACAUGAAGAGAGGUCGGUUGAAUUGCCAUUGACAGUGGGUAAACUUAGCCUAGCAAUUGUAGUAAUUCUCUUUUUGUUAUACAACAAAGCGAUAUGUGUGAUU
This is a messenger RNA of Orbicella faveolata, 2458 nucleotides long. Its product is annotated as QRFP-like peptide receptor. The record is from RefSeq and is a predicted model, not a curated record. Gene Ontology annotation, cellular component: plasma membrane. Gene Ontology annotation, molecular function: G protein-coupled receptor activity. Gene Ontology annotation, biological process: G protein-coupled receptor signaling pathway. NCBI's taxonomy places the organism in Eukaryota, Metazoa, Cnidaria, Anthozoa, Scleractinia, Merulinidae.